This is a messenger RNA of Mauremys reevesii (Reeves's turtle), 3046 nucleotides long. It is a transcript of the gene ABCD4, whose product is annotated as ATP binding cassette subfamily D member 4. Lineage: Eukaryota; Metazoa; Chordata; Testudines; Geoemydidae. The transcript is spliced from 19 exons. Gene Ontology annotation, biological process: very long-chain fatty acid catabolic process; fatty acid beta-oxidation; peroxisome organization. Gene Ontology annotation, cellular component: peroxisomal membrane. The record is from RefSeq and is a predicted model, not a curated record. The coding region runs from base 273 to 2183 and encodes 636 amino acids. Gene Ontology annotation, molecular function: ABC-type transporter activity; ATP hydrolysis activity; ATP binding.
CCAUGUUGACCGCGUCCGCUCCUCCCUUUCCCGGAACUGCUCUAUCUCAGCGGUCGAAUUCUAUUGUCCCAGCGGCGCCUGUCUGCCUCGCGGUGUAGAGACUCUAUAGUUCCAUUGGUGGGCGGGCUGAGAAGGGCAUAACAUGAAUAUUCAGAAGAAGUAAUGAAUAUUCAUCACGUAGUGCUCGGGGCGGGGCAGAACGCUGGCGAGGCGACGGUCUCGCUCGGACUCUGGCCCGGGCGGCGGGGCCCGGCUCGGGUUGCCCCGGGCUCAUGGCUGUCGGGAGCGCGGCGGCGGGGAGCGCCGGCGGCCGCAGGCCCCAGCCCCAGCUGGACCUGCAGUUUCUGCGACGCUUCGGGAAGAUCCAGGCCAUCUUGUUUCCCAGAUGGUCCUCCCAGAAUGUGCUCAUGUUCCUGACCCUGCUGAGCAUUGCCCUGUUAGAGCAGUUGGUCAUUUACCAGGUGGGAUUGAUCCCCAGCCAGUACUACGGGGUCCUGGGGAGCAAGGACUUCUCUGGGUUCAAAACCCUGACUACGAUUGCUGCGAUACUCAUCGUACUCAAUUCCACGGUAAGAGAGGCAUGUGCUCACAGAGGGCUAGAGAGAGCAAAGAGGGAUCCUAUGCUGAAAAGCUUGGACCAGUUUAUCUGUAACCUGAUGUAUGUGAGCUGGAGGAAGACUCUCACCGAAUACCUUCACGGCUACUAUUUCCAGGGCCAGGUGUAUUACACCCUGAAUGUGCUGCGCGAGGACAUCGAUAAUCCAGACCAGCGAAUCAGUCAGGAUGUGGAGAGGUUCUGCAGACAGCUAAGCUCCAUGGCCAGUAAACUCAUCAUCUCUCCUUUUACACUGGGCUACUACACCUAUCAGUGCUUUCACAGCACCGGCUGGCUGGGCCCAGUAAGUAUCUUUGGGUAUUUUGUCAUUGGGACAGUUGUUAACAAGGUGCUGAUGAGUCCCAUUGUGUCAAAACUGGUGCAUCAGGAGAAGCUGGAGGGGGAUUUCAGGUUCAAGCACAUGCAGAUUCGUGUAAAUGCAGAGCCAGCUGCUUUCUACAGAGCUGGGCAGGUAGAGCACAUGAGAACUGACCGCCGGUUGCAGAGCCUCCUGCAGACACAGAGGGAGCUGAUGGGCAAAGAACUGUGGCUCUAUAUUGGGAUCAACACCUUUGACUAUCUGGGCAGCAUUCUGAGUUACGUGGUGAUUGCCAUUCCCAUCUUUAGUGGUGUUUAUGGGGACCUGGAUCCAGCACAGCUGAGCGCUCUGGUCAGCAAGAAUGCCUUUGUCUCCAUUUACCUCAUCAGCUGCUUCAGCCAGCUCAUCGAUCUCUCCGCCACCUUGUCUGACGUGGCUGGCUACACACACAGAAUUGGGGAGCUGCAGGAGACGCUGCUGUCUCUCUCCAGGAAACACCGUGAUUGUGAAUCAGAAGCCAAAACCAACUGGGACUUUGACAAUGGUCCUGGAGAGCAGACUGUGCUGGGGGAUACAGCCUUCCUCCUGGAGCGAGUCUCUCUCUCGGCUCCAUCCUCGGACAAGCUGCUCAUCAAGGACCUGGACCUACGGAUUUCCCAAGGGAAUAAUCUGCUGAUUGUGGGGAACACUGGCACAGGGAAGACAUCACUCCUGAGGGUCCUUGGUGGCCUCUGGGAGAGCACACGGGGGAACAUCCACAUGCUGACCUGCUUUGGCCCCCAUGGGGUGGUGUUCCUGCCACAGAGACCUUUCUUCACAGAUGGAACCCUGCGAGAGCAGGUGAUUUAUCCUCUGAAGAAGAUUUAUCCAGUUUCAGGGUCUGCAGAUGAUGAGAGGAUCCUGCAAUUCCUGGAGCUGGCUGGGCUGUCUGAUUUGUUGGUGCGCACAGGGGGUCUGGACCAGCAGGUGGAUUGGAACUGGUAUGACAUCCUGUCCCCAGGGGAGAUGCAGAGACUCUCAUUUGCAAGGCUCUUCUACCUCCAGCCCAGAUAUGCAGUGUUGGAUGAAGCCACCAGUGCUCUGACAGAGGAGGUGGAGAAUGAGCUAUACCGCACUUGUGCUCAGCUGGGGAUGACGCUAGUCAGUGUGGGACAUCGCACCAGCCUGGAAAAGUUUCACACUUGGAUUUUGAAACUCUCUGGAAGAGGAAGAUGGGAACUAACAAGAACCGAGAGAGCGAGGCGGCUCCCAGCCAGUGAGGGAUGCUGAAAAAAGUACCGUGGCUUGAGACUGGUUAAUUACCCAGGAGCUGCAGAAACACCUGAUUAGUAGAUGUGGAACUGCAGAGCCACCAGGAGCCAAUAAGUAUUCAGGGAGGAGGGUGAUGGUUUCUGGAUUUUACUGAAGGAACCAGGACUGAGUCUUUCCUUUCUGCCUGUCGUCGAAACUGUUUUUGUUGUUGGGUGCUGCUGAGAGUGGAGGUUUCCAUCCCUCCCAAAAGGGGCUUCUCCUCAAAACAUUCCCCUGGCAUCCGAUCCCCUCUUCCUACCUAUCGUGGUAGGGGGGAGCAGAAGGAGCCCCAUUUUCUCCCUACUUUUGAGAGGGAGGAUAACUUUGGAUGGAGGGGGAGAACUCCUGGGUGCCAGGAGAAGGCAUCAUCUGGUGCUGUGCAAAGGCAGGGCCAGUGGUGCCUGCACUUGACGGCAGUGUGGUGCUGGCUCAGAAAGGACCAAGGUCUCCACAGGGACCACUGUCAUCUGAACCUGAGGCUGGGAUCUGCAGGGAUGGACAGGGCUCAUGUCUCCUCAUUCUGUUCAGGGCCGUGCUCAGCACAUGGUGGAUUAAUCCAUGGAGUUUGUGUCAUUUUACCCCAGGCUGAACCUCACUAGAAGCAUUUUGCAUUAAAAUCCAGGGCCUGUUAGCAUGGGGUAUGUGUGGCAGCCUGAGCUGGUGCCAGACAGCAGCCGCCGCCUCCUGUCAUCCUGCACUAGGGCUGGCCUUACGGGUGGGCUAAGUGGGCAACUGCCUAGGGCAUUGGGGUGGGGGAGGACGUGGCGUCUGAGUGCCACAAGCUGGUGGGCCUGGCUACCACAGCACAGGUGAGUGGAGGCUGGGCUGGAGCCCCUGGCCAG